GCAUGAAUCGAAGCAGUUGAGCAGCACAGCACCAGAUCCCUGAGCUCGAACCCCGAGCGCCGGCAGUUAACGCAGUGGCCUCGAAGCUGUAACAACAUCUCGCGUCCGCUCGAUCCGCUCCGCCACGACGACCAAAAACAAAACAGAAUCUCUCGUGAAACGCGAAACGCUGCUACAUGCUAACGUGUUAUCGCGUCCCGCUCAUGAUAAGGUUCUGCGUGUAUGCAAUACAAUGUCAUACUAAAAAAAAGGUGUACGACUAUCAUCUCCCCGCAACAUUCGCCGUCGGCUUAAAAAAGUGAACUGUUAUCGAAUGUGCUAAUCAAAUCGAAAAUGUUGCAAACGCUUGCAAAUUGAUCUACAUCUCGGAUAUACGAAUUUACACUGGUUAUUAAUAGCUGUCACAAGAAUCGUAUUAUAUAAGCAACCUAUAUGCAGACGGCGGCUUUCGUGGGACGCUUGACAAACUGAUCAAGUCGUCGUCGUCAUUAUCUUCUAUAUAUAUAUAUAUAUAUAUACUUCUACAUUCUGGCUGCGAUCGGGCUCGAUUCCCAGGCUAAAGCUGGCGACAGAAUUUUGUGCAAAAGACUUGGAUUAAAAACCGCCAAAAUUGUGGAGGCAAUUAAAAUGAAGACUGAGCUGCGUUCCUGCGCAGCGUGUGGGGAACCCAUCUCGGAUCGGUUCUUCCUGGAGGUAGGCGGCUGCUCCUGGCACGCCCACUGCCUGCGAUGCUGCAUGUGCAUGUGCCCCCUGGACCGCCAGCAGUCCUGCUUCAUCCGGGAGCGACAGGUGUACUGCAAGGCCGACUACAGCAAAAAUUUCGGCGCCAAGUGCUCGAAGUGCUGUCGCGGCAUCUCCGCCUCGGAUUGGGUGCGUCGGGCGAGGGAGCUGGUCUUCCAUUUAGCCUGCUUCGCCUGCGAUCAGUGUGGACGCCAGUUGUCCACCGGCGAGCAGUUCGCCCUCAUGGAUGACCGGGUGCUCUGCAAGGCUCAUUAUCUGGAGACGGUCGAGGGUGGCACCACAUCGAGUGACGAGGGCUGUGACGGCGAUGGUUAUCACAAGAGCAAGACGAAACGGGUGCGAACCACCUUCACCGAGGAGCAGUUGCAAGUGCUGCAGGCGAACUUUCAGAUUGACAGUAAUCCGGAUGGCCAGGAUCUGGAGCGUAUUGCCUCGGUGACCGGUCUCAGCAAGCGUGUGACGCAAGUUUGGUUCCAGAAUUCUCGAGCGCGUCAGAAAAAACACAUACAUGCUGGUAAGAAUAAAAUACGCGAACCGGAAGGAAGCUCAUUUGCGCGUCAUAUUAACCUGCAGUUAACGUAUUCAUUUCAGAAUAACGCACAGACCCCAAUGCAUAUGAACGGCUCUAAAGCGGGUCUAUACCCGACUCAUGAAUCCUCCAUGGAUGAAUUGUCGCAGGACUCCAGUGUGCAUUGUAUGCCCAGCGAGGUGUGACUGGAGCAAUCCUCGCCAGCUCGGACACACCGCUAGCUGGCCACCCACAAAACGUCCUUUCCUAGUCAAAAUUUUAUAUAAAUGCGUCCACACAAAAGCAGUCUCACAAGAGGAGAAUCAAUCUAGAAAAAAAAAUAAAACAAAUCAUAAAAGAAAAUCUAAAACCCAUCAUACAAAGAAGUCCCAGUUUUUUAGGCUUUGAGCAACCCAUCGCCAUCUCAUCAAAAAGACACAGCAAACAGCAAACAGCAAACAGAGAAACAAACAUUCCUGCAUUGUAGUGUAAGAAGCUGCAGCUUAGUUAAUUUAAUUUAAAUGAAAUUUAAAUUUAAUUUAGUUUAAUGUUCGGUAAUCGAUAAGUGUUUCCCCAUCACUCGAACCCCAAGAUUGAUAACUGCUUGCCAAGGCUCCUGUAAUAUAUUUAUGCGUAUGCCUAAUCAUUGUCGUAUACCUACCAUGAGAAACGUUGUUAUUGUUUAUUUUCUUGUUUUCUAAAUGUAUAAAAAUCUAUAUAAAAUAUAUAUAUAUAUAUAUAUAUAUAUAAAAAGAUUUAGAUCUAUAGUCGUAUCCUAAACUUAGCUGGCCAGGCAAUUUGUAUAUAGUAAUGAUAGCCGAAAUUGAUAAGCAACGCAGAAAACAUUCAAAACUAACAUUUAGUUAACACAAAUUAUAAAAAUACAAUUAAAGAUGAACCGAAAUCAAUUAAAAAAAAAUGACAAAAAAAACAAAUUAAAGAGAAAAAAACUUUUUCAAAAACAAAUAUGAAUGGUGUUGUUAAUUAAGUUGGAUUGAAAGUGAUUAACUUUUGGGUUAAUCAGGGAAAUGAUUAACUUCAUUUGGACUUGUUUAAGUUAGUAGUGGGAAUAAUUAAGCUUAUUAAAAAGGUGGUUUCAAGCUGAUAAAGAUAGCUAAUAGGGGUGAUAAAGUAACGUGAUUAUUAAUGAAGUUAUUGCAAUGAAUAAUUCUUAAUGGUUUUUAACUU
Drosophila eugracilis is the source of this 2437-nucleotide messenger RNA. It is a transcript of the gene Awh, whose product is annotated as LIM/homeobox protein Awh. The coding region runs from base 628 to 1455 and encodes 275 amino acids. Gene Ontology annotation, molecular function: RNA polymerase II transcription regulatory region sequence-specific DNA binding; DNA-binding transcription factor activity, RNA polymerase II-specific. The transcript is spliced from 6 exons. The record is from RefSeq and is a predicted model, not a curated record. Gene Ontology annotation, cellular component: nucleus. Lineage: Eukaryota; Metazoa; Arthropoda; Insecta; Diptera; Drosophilidae. Gene Ontology annotation, biological process: neuron differentiation; regulation of transcription by RNA polymerase II.